UCAGGUCAGUCCAGGACUACUUACUCCAGUAUAAAACUGAGAGCAGAAAUAUGAUCACAUACUAAGAAGUCUAAUCAAUUCUGGUUUCAACACUGAGCCUAUUUAAAAUAAAUAAUGGAAUUGCUGUUCCUUGUUCUGUUAUCUCUGCACAUUCUCAAGACAGAGGCAGUAGUUGGAGGCCACUGGUGCUAUCGGUCACAGAAGCAAGAAGAGCCACAAUGUGAAGAUCCUCGACAUUGGUAUGAAACAGACAUGGCCUGCAAUGGAAACAAACAGUCACCUAUCAAUAUUGUCACCAAAAAUGCUGUUUAUGACAAGAACCUUAAGCCACUGAAUUUUGAAGGAUAUGAUGUGAAGGGAUCUUCAAAAUGGAACAUAGAAAAUAAUGGACAUACAGUUAAAGUAACAUUUGGCACAUUCCCUAAAAUUGGAGGCGGAGGUCUGAGAAGAAAAUACAAGGCAAUAGAAUUUCAUUUACACUGGGGAGUCCAAGAUGUGCACCAAUACCUUCCUGGGUCAGAGCACAGCAUAGAUGGAGAAAAGCAAGCCAUGGAGCUUCAUAUUGUUCACAUAAGAGAAGAUGUCUCAGAUAUAGCAGAAGCGAAGGAAGUUCCAGAUGGUGUGGCUGUGUUAGCAUUCUUUAUAAAGGCUGAAGAAGAAAAUAAAAACUAUGUCACUCUGGUAAAUGAGCUGCAGAAUGUCAGAUACAAAGGGCAAAAAGCUCAGAUGGAGCCUUUGGCGCUGAGUUCUCUUCUCCCACCUGAGGAAAAACUUAAAAUGUACUAUCGGUAUGAGGGGUCCCUCACCACUCCCGACUGCCACGAAGGUGUCAUCUGGACAGUGUUUGAGACGCCAGUGGAGCUCAGUAGUUUUCAGAUUUCCCAGUUCUCAAUAGUCCACUUUAAGGGGAAGAACUCAACUAACAUGGUUGAAAAUUUCCGGCCUGCCCAGUUUCUGAACGAACGCCAGGUGUACCGGUCCAGUGCCAGCAUCCUCCUGCCUCCUGUUCAUUUAAUGCUGCUCCUUGCGCUUACGUACAUCCUGAGUUCUUUUUCCCAAUGAACACUUCUCAUCUCAUUCAAGGUUCUGAGAUUUUUGGAGGUGUUUUGCUGUUGGUGUUGUUGGUUCUUUGUAUCAAGUAGUCUCUCUAAAUACCAACUCAUGAAUCAUAUCUCAAUACAGAAUUUAACCUUGUUCUCCUCCAGACACUAACCAGGGAUUCCUGUUGCUGCUCGUAUUUAAGAUGAAAGCCAUUCACUAAAUCACAAGAAUUCAAAGAAACCAUAAGAUAAAACCACAAAGAUUCAAAUUAGUAAAAAAACCACCCCCAACACUUCAAGAAAACAUUAGGCUGGAUUAUCUGCAAGCCUGUGAUUUUAACACAACACUUGGAAGGCCACUUCUGCAAGAGGACCUUCAAGAGGAGUCUGUUUUCAAGUGCCUAUGAAGGGUUUUAUUUGGAGUAUGUUUACAUGCAACACUACAAAUCAGGAAGAAAGUAGCACAUGAAGUAAUCCUUGUCAUCCUUGCAUUGUCCCACAUGAAGGUACAAUACAGAGCAAAGAAAAACUGCUCCCAUGCAAUUGAACAACAUCAUUCUAUCUGGUGAAGGAUAUGUGACAAAUUUCUUCUGUGUUAACACGAUUUUGAACCCUUCUUCCUUCAGCAUAUCUAAAGUUAUUUUUAGAAUAAGGCUACUGGAUUGCUUUCAUCUAAUCUACUGAUUGUGGAUUCUCUGUUUUCUCUAUAAAAGUUUCUCUAUUAAGCCUAUUUAUUUAUCCUAGUAUGGAAUCCUCCUCUGGGAUGCCCAUGGCUGAGAUGAUGUGCUAGAAAGAAAAAAAGGAAGCUCAACCACACGUACCAGUUGCACAUCUGUGAAAAUCCCUCUCUUUGGAGGGCUGUGUUUGAAGCAUGAGACUUUGAUGAUUCUUUACCAUUUUCAUCUGCCUGAUAAAAUGGGACAGCUCAAGAAAUGGCUCUUUCAAGUGUAACAUUUUAGGAGUUCCUAAAUGUCAGUUGGAACAUGUCAGUGUGAGCGUUUCCUUUUGGGGUUUUGGGGUUUUUUUUAAAUUAUAAUAUACCUGCAAUAUUCACCUAUGGUUAAGGUUCACAGUUUUUACAAGAAUUGGAAAAUUGUGAUUGGAAUUGAUUUCUUCAGCUCUUACCACGUUACUGAGAGAAUAGGUCAAUAUACUGGGAAAUGUGAUUUUCUUACAUUAUUCCAUUUCUCUGUCUGAAGACAAACACAACAGUUUUCUUUUGAUAAUGCCAUAUAAUAUGUUACAGCUUCUUUUAGAAUUGUCGAUUUGGGCCACACCAAAAUAGGAUUUCAUAGUAGCAGACUUGUAUUUUUUGCUUUAGGGCAACGUUUGCAGAGAGGACUUCAUGCUACAGCUAAAUGGCCAUUUUCAGGAAAUUCAUGGCAGUCAGACUAACCACAGCUCUCGAAAGGAGAAAGAGCAGGAGAGCAAAUGAUUUUAAUAUUUAAGAAUUAAUAAUAUAAGUUUAAAAAAAACACAUGGGAAAGUAAAUUCACCUUUUUUAAGUUUAGUGGAAUGUUUCAGACUUUAACUGAGUUAUUAGCCGACUGAAAAACUUCUGAGAAGGAAACAGAAAUGAAAGAUUAAAGUUGAGCAGAGACCUAUAUUUUCACUGCCUUGAGGUUUUAUUUCUUUUGUCCUUGCUGAAGGUGAAUCCACACAACACUCAUUCAGAAAAGGAAUGUGACCUUUUUUCCCUAUUCUCAAUGUUUAGGGUUAGUUUUGCAUUUUGGGUGUGAGAGGGGUGGAGAAGGAAGGGAUUUGGAAUAUACUGGGAAAUGUCUGAUGUCAGCAGGUAUCUGGAGAUUUUACUUCACAUGAGUAACCUGCCCCUAGUCAGAUGAUUAUGAUGACAUAGUCAGCUGGUGCACUGACCCAGUCCAUUGGGCAGAGGACAGGCAGGUUUCUUACCAUAAAGGAAAAGGUACCAUGGGUUCAGCCAGUGUAACUUCACCUCUGUACAAAUACUGGACUAGUUUGUCAAUCAGGAUAAACGGUUGCAUACUUACCUGUUGAAUAUUUUUGUGUUAGCUAUUUCCAUUACAUUCAACGAGCAGAGAAUGCAUCAAGAAAUUAAGAGGAAAGACGCUUUGUUUCCAGACUGUUUUACAAGAUGCAAUAAACAGAAUUUUUCUGAAA
Messenger RNA from Colius striatus (speckled mousebird), 3179 nucleotides. RefSeq names its product carbonic anhydrase 4 (gene CA4). Lineage: Eukaryota; Metazoa; Chordata; Aves; Coliiformes; Coliidae. Bases 115 to 1062 code for a protein of 315 amino acids. Gene Ontology annotation, molecular function: zinc ion binding; carbonate dehydratase activity. The record is from RefSeq and is a predicted model, not a curated record. The transcript has 8 exons. Gene Ontology annotation, cellular component: plasma membrane.